AUGCUAAUAUUCCCAAAUUAUAUAAUUAAAGAUAUACUAAAACUAAUAAUUCUAAAUAAUGUAAAUGAACUAUCAAAUGAAAUAAACUUUAAUUUAGACUUUAAUAAUAAUAAUAAUAAUAAAAUCAUCAGCAACAAAAAUAAUAAUAUUAAUAAAAAUAUAGAAGAAAUAAUAAACUAUUUCCUUGUAUCAAAACAAUGGAAUUCAACUAUAUCACAAAUUAUAAAUAAUUUAAAUUUUAUUAAUUAUGAAAUUUUAAAAUAUUUUAUUAAUUAUAAUUUUAUAAACAAUACAAUCAACUAUAAUAUUAACAACAAUAAUAAAAACAGUAAAAAUAGUAACAACUUUGUAAAUAAUAACUUUUUAAUAAAACUAAAUGAAAAUGAUUUAAAUAAAAUAAAAGAACUAAAUUACAUAACUGCAUAUGAAAACAAUUGCAAUUUAUCAAUAGUUCAAAUAGAACCUACAGAAAAUCUAAAAUACGAUUAUAGUAAAAAAGAAACACAGCAAAAUAAUAAAUCAGAAGAGAGAGAAAAAGAAAAUACUAUAUGCUUUAAACUAAAUAGAAUAGAUAUCAAUCAAGAAUCAUUUUACCAUUUAAACUAUUCAGAGAUAUUUCAAAACAAAGUAGAUACGAAUUCGAUUUUAGAAGAAUUAGAUUCAAAACUAUCCACUUUAAAUUUUAAUAACAAAUCCAUAUCAAAAAAAGGAAAUGUAAAAAACAAAAAUAAUAAAUCCAAAAUACUAAAAUUUCAAAUAGUUAAUAAUAAAUAA
This is a messenger RNA of Dictyostelium purpureum, 774 nucleotides long. RefSeq lists its product as uncharacterized. Bases 1 to 774 code for a protein of 257 amino acids. The transcript has a single exon. NCBI's taxonomy places the organism in Eukaryota, Evosea, Eumycetozoa, Dictyosteliales, Dictyosteliaceae. The record is from RefSeq and is a predicted model, not a curated record.